Molecule: messenger RNA, 1815 nt
Organism: Hydractinia symbiolongicarpus
Lineage: Eukaryota; Metazoa; Cnidaria; Hydrozoa; Anthoathecata; Hydractiniidae
Product: NIPA-like protein 2
Exons: 14
Coding region: 178-1290 (370 amino acids)
Biological process (GO): magnesium ion transport
Cellular component (GO): membrane
Molecular function (GO): magnesium ion transmembrane transporter activity
Source: RefSeq, a predicted model, not a curated record
GAUUUUUCUUAAUAUUGAGUAUAUAAGUGAUUUUUGUCAAUUUUUACAUGAAAAGACAAAAUAAAAUGCUAUCAUAUGCAUCUUUAAAAUCUCUAUUCCUUGAUGUUUGUGUAUUAAAUUGCCUUCCCAGUAAAUUAAUGUGGAUGGCAUAAGUUGAACCCUCUAACAUGUGAAAAGAUGAAUGUUGGGAAUGGAACUACAACCAGUAUGGCUAAUCCAAUCCAAACAACAGUCUUCACAACAACUGAAUCACCCCAUGUUUUUGCAUCUAGUGAGCGAUUGUUGCUGGGUGUGGUACUUGCAGUGACUGGAAACCUACUUAUUAGUGUUGCAAUGAAUAUUCAAAAAUACUCUCAUAAUCAACUAAUAGAAAGUGGUGGCUCUUAUGUAAAAAGUCUUACUUGGUGGGGUGGCUUAAUAUUGAUGAUUUUGGGUGAAGUAGGAAAUUUUUCAGCCUACGGUUUUGCACCAGCAUCUCUAGUUGCACCUCUUGGUACAACCACUGUUAUAGCUAAUGCUAUUAUUGCAUUUGUAUUUUUAAAAGAACAAGUCCGCCAUCGUGAUGUAUUAGGUGUGGCAUUAGCUAUCAUUGGUGCAUUCCUGUUAGUUAAUUUCUCAACAAAGAGUGAUACAAUGUUAACAUCAAAUGAAAUUAUUAAAAACCUCAAACAAUGGCCGUUCCUAGUGUAUUUAAUCAUAGAGGUUGGAGUAUUUGUGUUGGUAUUGUAUUUACAUCAUACUUAUGAUUUUGCAAAAGUAGUGACAAUCUUGUUACAAGUAGCAAUAUUAGGUUCUCUGACUGUGAUCUCAGCGAAAGCCGUUUCUUCAAUGCUGACUCUCUCAUUCAGAGGUUUAAACCAGAUGACUCAUCCAAUAUUUUAUGUUAUGUUGCUUGUUAUGAUCGCUACUGCGGUUGGUCAAGUUAAGUUUUUAAAUCAAGCUAUGGCUUUGUAUGAUACAACAGUUGUGGUACCAACAAACUUUGUUUUCUUCACAAUGUCAGCCAUCUUAAGUGGUAUUGUUUUCUAUCAAGAAUUUUAUGGCAUGGUAUUUUUAGAAAUCUUUAUGUUCUUAUUUGGAGCUGUCUUAUCUUUCGGUGGUGUUUACAUGAUCACUGGAGGGAGAAAAGAAAAGGACCCUCAAGCCACAAGCGAAGAAUCUCAGGAACUCCUGCCUAGAUUUCCGACAGUAACUGAAAGUGUUCUACGCAUACAACCUGAAGACGUUAUGACAACUAGAAUCUUCACUGAUUCUGACGAUCACAUAAACAUGCCGUUACACGUAACCUAGCGCAAUAGUACAUCAGUUAGUUAGUUCCUGUGGUUGCCCCCUCAUUUUCUUUUCUUACGUCUUUUUUCUUUAUCUGUUUGUAUUAUAUUUUUUUUUUGCAAUUUCUUUUUUAUUUUGUUGACAUAUGCUUCGAUUUGUGUAUUUAUUUAUAGUUAAUUCUAAUUUUCCAAAUUUCCUAAUUUUUUAAGAUUGAAUAAAAAUUAUAUGUAUCUGUUUAUUUCCAUACACUGUAGACGGUGUCAACAUUAUGUCUAGCUCAAAGAAAUUCUUUUCUUUUUGUAGCUUGCAGCAGCUUAUAUUCUUGUAUUUUUUCCAUACAUUUCUUGUUUAUAUUUUAUUGUAUAUUGUAUUUAUAUCUGCGCACACUCUUUUUUAUUUUUUUUGUAUCUCUAUUAUAAUUUGUUUGUUUGUUUGUUUUUUAAAGAACGAUCACUUUAAAAGAUUAUUUAUUUACUAAUUAUAUUCACAAAUAUUUGUAAAUAUUUGUAGCCGUUUUUCAGUUUUAAGAAAUUAAGAAGUUAGGAA